Molecule: messenger RNA, 2982 nt
Organism: Auanema sp. JU1783
Lineage: Eukaryota; Metazoa; Nematoda; Chromadorea; Rhabditida; Rhabditidae
Source: the annotation of a GenBank genome assembly
AUGGAUUGGGAUAGAUGGGAAGAGCUGAAAGCUGACAGCCGUAUAUGGUUUGCCUCUGUUCUAGUCCUCAUUGUAUCCAUUUUUCUUUGGGCGGGAUUGGGAGUAUUCUCAAUCGCAUUUUGCGUCCUUUCGUUGAUCUUAGGAGGGCAACUAGCCCAAUGGAUAGCUGUGGAUUCGAAUGGACAGUUCCUUUCAAACUUCAUAGAUACAUGGGUGUUAUCUCGCACCAAAUGUAGUAUCUUCAACCCGAAAGAAAAUGAGUUGAAAAAUACAAAACCUUGGACAGAUCUUGAACUCCCUCCAGAUCUGAAUAAGAGUUUAGAGAAUCUUCUUAAUGAUUUAGUCACUGUUUAUGUGGCGGAAUGGUACUCGUCUGGAAUCGGGAGCGAUCGUGCUUUUCUCGAAGAAAUUCAUUACCAGCUCCGUUAUGCUUCUGCCAAAUUUGUAAAAUUCAUUCUUCAACUGGACUUACCAACUGUUAUAUCCAAAGAAGUAAUUCCUGCAGCUUCUCUGCAUAUCCACAAAGUUAGCGAAAUAUGGAAGAACGUGCCUGAUAAGAAUUCCUUCCAUCCAAGCAUGGCCGAGGAUCAAAUAAUCGAAAAGAUGGUUGAUGAUCUUCAUUAUGCUUUGAGAAGUCGUCAGAGCGAGCUGAAUUACUUGCGACAAGUCGCUGAUGUGAUGAUUCCUCACUUUUUCGAUAACUCCCGAGUUUCCGGUAAAGCUCUCGACGAUGAUUUUGAAGUGAAAGGUGGCGCUACUCAUGCAUGGCGCUUCUGGCCAUCUCAUGCACCUGGACACUUUGUCCGAGAACUUCUCGUAAACUAUGUGCUUCUGCCCGUACUAGACCUUAUAGCCGAUCCAGACACUAUUAACACCAUUAUAAUCGGUUCUUUAGACUCACUCGCUGCAAAAACCAAUGAUUACAAAAUUCCAAAUGAACGCGUAUCUUUCCUUCGCGGCUUAUCCGAAAAUGCAGAGAAAUUGCCUGACAGUUUGCUCCAACUCAAACUAAGCGAAAUCCUCCGAGAUGAGAAACAUUUCAACGUUUUCCGUCAGUACUUACUGGACAUCAAAGGCCCAGUGAACGAACUAUCGUUUUUAGUUGAGGCAACUCGCAUCCACGAGAGUAUGCAGAGAAAGGAUGAGUCUUCCUCUCAAAUAUCUUACGAUAUAUGGCAGUUGUAUGGUCAGUUCGUUCAUGAAGGAGCACCUGCACAAAUUCCCUUCGAUUCUCACAUAGUGCACGACUUCAAACAGACUAUGCCUCUGAAUGAUAUGAAGGAGUGGGAUAGAAUAAUAGAAGAGGCUUACCAAAUUGUCUAUCAACGCCUACAAGUUGAGUACGUCAUCCAGUUUUGUCAGUCAGACGUGUUUCUUGGAUAUUUGUGUGGAAGCCCACCUGUGUCCGUAAUCGAACUAAUCGAUAAGCCUUCCAAAAGAAACAUCCGAAUCGACAAGAUCCCUACAGCAUACUCCGUGAAAAGCUUCGUAGCUAGCAAAAUGCGAAGUUUGUUCUCUCUCUCUAUGGAAGGAUCUAUUGAGGGAGAAGAAGUUAUCUGUGAGGAUUUCUGUCCAGACUCUGGUCUGUUGUCGGAAAUGUCAUUUGAGUUAGAAAAAUCGAGAUCUGCAGUAUUUGAUAAGGUGCCUAGUAAUGAGCUGAAUUCUACAUUAACACUUUCGAGUAGUACUAGUCUCCCAACUAUAGAUAUAAGUGAGGAUAGCGGUGUAGGCGGAUCUGAUCAUAUUUACAACCAGGAAAGCGAGGAUGCUUUAAGCCAUAAUGGUUCUGUAGAUGAAAACGCUAGUAAUCUGCUCAUUAUCGAUCAAGCAACGAAAAAUAUGAACUUCUGGACAGUAGGGAUUAGUAAAGUUAUACCUUUCAAGGAGAACACGACAGGGAGAACAAUUUUCGUUUAUGUCAUAGAUGUAGAUAGAUCUGAUGCUCAGGAACACGAGACGAAGCAAUGGAUAGUCUACAGGAGAUAUACUGAAUUCUAUGCUUUGGAAUCUAAAUUAUAUGAGUUUCACGGAGCUAAUCUCAAGCUGAACAUGUUGCCUUCUCGUAAGACUUUCGAGAGAAAGAACCGUGAGUUUAUGGAACAAAACAGACAAGUGUUCUCACUUUUCUUAUCUUCUCUUUGCAAGCAGACUUCUCUGCGUCGUUCUGAUCUAGUAUUUGCAUUUUUGACGAGUCCCGAUGAGUUUAGAGAAAGUUUGAUGCUAAGUGAUUUGAACCCCUGGAAAGUAGUCAAGAAGAUGCCUAGCAAACUAAGCAGGGAAAAAGGACAACACCUUCGUCCAUUCCUUCUCAAUAUGUUGGCGAACACUCUUUCUCCUCCCGAAGACAACUAUAAGGAAAAGGUUGAUGUGUUAUCAGAAUCAAGUAGCAUGUCCUCGACUAGUGCAGCAGUAGAUCAAGCCAACCCCUCCGUGUAUAGCUCCUUAUUUGGUAAUAAUUGUGCCAACAUGAAAUUCCGUGAAGAAGAUCUCCCGACCAGGCAGCCAUGGACUCAGAGUCCAUUCGAUGCAUCUAUGUUAUUGUUACAUGACGCUUUAAGCCAGGUACCCGUUUGGUUGGGUAGCAUUGUUUCUGCCAUAAGAUUAAUGUUUAAAUCGAGCUUUGAUGGAGCUGUAAAUAGUGUUUUUAAUCUUCUAUUCUGUAAAUUAUACGAAGGAGGAUCGUUACUUGAUCAAGUGCAGCUUCUUCACGAAACACUUUUCUGUUCUUACAAAGCUCCCCCUUCCGUCCAGGAAAGAGUAUUACGAGAUCAACUAAUGAAACAAAGAUUGUCAGAAUUUAUACAAGAGAACGUGCCUUCGUGCAUUGCCCGUUUCGUGGGUCGUCAGAGUUUGCGCCAAGCUGUCGACCAAAUAACUUAUUGUCUACAACAUCCCCGUCUAAAUAAGCAAUUGUCAUAUGUUCUUUUGGACAUCUUAUUGAAGCAUCUGCUGGAAGUGGAUAAGCAGUCUGAUUGUAAAUAA